UUAAAACAUGCAAAACUUCGAUGAUGUGUUUUGAAUAUUUUUGAAACAUAUUUACACUUAUAAAUCGUUUUGCCAAUGCAGAAUUUAUUGGGCGACAAUGACACAAUUUAACUUGGAACCUUUCAUGGGUCACAAAACUAGUUAGACAUAAUUGGUUAAGGACUGCAAUUGGUAAUUCGGAUUUUUGGAGGACCAAAUCUGACAGGGACUAAAUUUGCAAUUAACCCUAAAAAGACAACAAUCUAUAUAUAACCAAUUCCCUUUGAGCGAGUCGGGAAAUUUCAGCUCAGCAGUACUCAAAUCCAUCAAUGGCGGAAGGCAACAUUCAGCUUCAACGAGGGAGAAGGACCGGAAGGAGAACUGGGGGAGGAGUAACCCCACGUACCCUUCUUCCACUCCGCCGUGUCUCCUCCCACCUCUCAAACUCCAUUUCCUGCUGGUACUGUGACUUCAAGUCGUCUGUCUUCAACGACCCUCUCUUUCAAUUCGGACGAAAAUACUUCAGGUGGUUAAGAAUAUGGUUCUCCAUCGGGAUGGGUUUCAGUUUGACUACUUUGAUUGGAGUUACACUCAUUAUCUUGUUGGAAUCAGCCAGAGCUUUGAAUCUAUACAAUGGGAUCCCAUGGCUUAACAAUAUUCUUAAUGGAUCCAUCUUCGGAUCCUACUCUUCACUACACAACAUAACAGUUGCUGAUAUUGGAUACAUGUGCAUAUCUUCCAUAAUAUCUGUAUCCAUACAUGAACUUGGACACGCACUUUCUGCCACAAGUGAGGGCAUACAAAUUGAGUACACUGCCGUGUUUUUGGCAGUUCUGUUUCCAGGUGCACUUGUUGCCUUCAAUGAUGAUUUGCUACAAAUGAUCCCACGUGUAGCUACACUUCGCAUAUACUGUGCAGGAAUCUGGCAUAAUGCAGCACUAUGUCUUGUUUGUGCAUUGACUCUCUUCCUUCUACCAUUCAUCUUCUAUCCACUUUACUCCCAUGGUGAAAGCCUCAUGGUUUUGGAUGUUUCUCGUAAGUCACCUUUGUAUGGCCACUUAUCUCCCGGUGAUAUAAUCACCAUGUUAGACGGGGCCCACGUUCGUACAACAAAAGAAUGGAUGGAUAUUUCUUAUUUUUUAGAGAAGCAAAAAUCUCAAACAAAUAAAGGAUAUUGUGUCCCGAAUUUAAUGAUUGCGGGAAGCAAGAACCCUGAAAUCAUGGACAACAAAUUCACAUGUCCAAACGACCUCACAUUAUUCACCACCAUUUCAUGUAAUUCAAGAACAAAUGAAACCGAUCAUCAACAGACAAAAGAGCAUAUCUAUUGUUUUCCGGCCAAGGGCGUGUUAGGGGAGAAAAAAUGUGGUGAUGGGUGGGGCAAUUUGGUAAAAGACGAUGGUAAUUGUUUAUGUGAAGAUGAUGAAUCGUGCUCGAGUCCAAUUCAUAUGCCAGGUGUCACAUGGGUUGAGAUCACAUUUUCGAGACAUGAAUGUGGAAAUAAAGAAAAUGUAUGUGGUGGGAGUUUUGUGUUUGUAGGUGAUAUGAUUUCAAUGGCACGUUCGAUUAGGGUAACGAAUUAUCAGUCUCGUUGGUUUUAUGGUGUUGUGUGUGUUCCUGUUGUAGUGGAGAAGUUGUUGGUGAAUAUCUUUCAUGUGUCAUUGAUGUUGGCUCUUUUAAAUAGUUUGCCGGUGUAUUAUCUUGAUGGAGAAUCGAUUUUAGAGGUGGCUCUUUGUUGUUUUAGUUCAUUGACACCGAGGAUACGUGAAUUGGUUGUUCAAUCGUGUUUAAGUCGGAGAGAUUGGUUAUAUGGACAAUUUGUGUAUGCAAAGCAAGUGUUCGAUGAAAUGCUGGAACCAGAUUAUGCUAAGACAAACAAUAAUGCUACUAUGAUACUUGGAAUCAUAGUUUCUGUAACAAGCAAAAGUGACACUUCUUUGUUUAUCUACAAACAGGGAAAUGGCAUCGCCUACCUACUUCUAUAUGUCGACGAUAUCGUCUUGACCACCUCCUCCACCGCACUCAAGAUACGUCUCAUCACCGGAUUAAAACUAUAUCGAAGAGAUGCUUCUUGUCUUAUUCUUCGGUAUCUUAAGGGUACUCCGACGCAUGGUUUGACACUGCAUUGUUCUCCUUCUACACAACUUGUUUCCUAUACUAAUGAUGAUUGGGGCGGUUGUCUCGACACUAGACGAUCAACUUCAGGCUAUUGUAUUUUUCUUGGUGAUAAUCUCAUUUCAUGGUCUGCUAAGCAACAUACCACUCUCUCUCGAUCCAAUGCUGAAGUAGAAUAUCGCGGUGUUGCAAAUGUAGUUGUCGAAGCUUUUUGGCUCCGUAACAUCCUGCUUGAGCUACACACGCCGUUACAGUAG
Molecule: messenger RNA, 2351 nt
Organism: Lactuca saligna
Lineage: Eukaryota; Viridiplantae; Streptophyta; Magnoliopsida; Asterales; Asteraceae
Source: the annotation of a GenBank genome assembly